Molecule: messenger RNA, 3034 nt
Organism: Doryrhamphus excisus (bluestripe pipefish)
Lineage: Eukaryota; Metazoa; Chordata; Actinopteri; Syngnathiformes; Syngnathidae
Gene: rasef2
Product: RAS and EF-hand domain containing 2
Molecular function (GO): calcium ion binding; GTP binding; GTPase activity
Source: RefSeq, a predicted model, not a curated record
CCAUUGACAUCUAUUCGGCCAAUCAGAUGCACCUGUCGUACAUUUGAGGACGUGAGGAACAAAUGAACUCAUCAGUUGAAGUUUUGAUGAUUUAAGUGUGGGGGGAAAAUGGAGCUAUCCAACCUGCAGAGGCUCUUCUCCGCCUGUGAUGUGAACCAGUCAGGUAAAAUCGAGUUCGAGGACUUCACUGUGGUUUGCCGGGAGCUCAACGUUCCAGAAUCCGAGGUCCAAACUCUGUUCGGGAAGUUCGAAGCAGACGACGACGGAUGCAUAGACUACAGCAGGUUCUCGUCCAGGUUCCAGGAGGUUUUUCCGACUUCUUUGAGACCCGGUUCAACCGCAAACCUGGAGUUCGCCGCCAGGUUCGACACUGAAUGUGUUCUGUCUGAUAGUCUAACAAAGCAACUGGCUGAUCUUUACCAGACCAUUCAGGCCAGUGUAAACACUUCCGUGCUGCAGCAGUAUGAGCAAGUCGUCCGCUCCCUGGUCAGCCAAAGCCUGGACAACCGACUGGAAUGUGAACAGCUGGGGUCCAGUUUGAGGCGUGCCGAGGAGAUGAACAGCACCCGGCUGUCGGAAAUGGAGGACGACAUACAGCAGCAGCUUGCAGGCGCAGAGGAAAAAGUGAGGACUCAGGAGCGCAAGAAAAUGGACGAAGUUUUGUGGACCAUGCAGAGGAAACAUGAGAACCAGAUUGCAGACCUGCAAGACACGGUGGACCGACUUUUAAAGAGCCAAGAGGACUCUCACUAUGCUCAUUCCAAGAGGGAGGAGCUCAAAGUGAACCGUCAAAUAGAUGACCUUACACAGGAGAACAAAGUGCUGCAUUCGUCUUUGUUGGAGGCGCAGACCAACAUCGCCGUCCUCCAGUCAGAGCUGGACAAGCUGAAGAACAAGUACGUCGACGAGCAGGCUCAGCAUGAAAGGGAAACAAAUGAGUUAAAGAAGAUGGUGAUAGAGUACCAGUCGUACGCCAGUCACAUUCAGAUUCUACAGGACAUAAACCAGCAGCUGUAUGACAGCAACGACGGGCUGCGCUCCACCUUGACGGAGAAAGAACAGAGCCUCUCGCCUAAAAAUGAAAACCCUGCUCGGAGGAGGGAACCUAUCAGGCAGAGCACCCUAAAACAUGACGGGUCCAAUGUAGAUUCCAGGCAUUCCAUCCUGUCCAAUGUGUCCAUGUGGGCUGACAAAUACCUGGACAGUGGUGUCUCUCUACACAUGGACACCACCGAGAGCUCGGCCAGCGACUUUGACACCGACGACGGACGAGCCUCCUCGGAGACCGUACACUACAGUUGCUCCUGCGUCCAUUCCGAUAGCGAGUUGUUGGAUGCCAGGUCGGAAGCGGCGCUGUCAGUGGCACCGAGUGGAGGAAGUUCCAUUGCAUCAUCACGGAAACACUUGCCUGCUUUUCCGAUAGAGCUUCCUGAAGAGUUGUCUGACGUGGACAACACGGUGCCGAUGUACUGCCUGGUAUUAGCAGGAGACGCAGGAGCAGGAAAGUCCAGCUUCUUGCUGCGACUGACGCUCAACCAGUUCAAAACCGACAUGCAGAGCACACUGGGGGUUGACUUCCAGAUCAAGAAGAUGCUCGUGGAUGGUGAGAAGACCAACCUGCAGAUAUGGGACACAGCUGGACAGGAGAGGUUUCGGAGUAUUGCCACGUCAUACUUCCGUAAAGCUCACGGCGUUCUGCUGUUGUAUGACGUAACUUCAGAGAGCAGCUUCCUGAACAUCAGAAGCUGGCUGGAUCAGAUCCAGGAUCACACUGGGGAGAAAGUCCCUGUUUGCAUCAUCGGAAACAAGGUCGACCUGAGAGAGCAAGUGCCACAGAAACGCUGUGUCAGCACCUCACAUGGCGAGAAGUUGGCCGCGGCAUACGGCGCCUUGUUCUGUGAAACCAGCGCCAAAGAUGGGACCAACGUGGUGGAGGCGGUGCUUCAUCUAGCGAGGGAAGUGAAGAAGAAUGUGAAAACGGUUCAUCAUCAGCCUCCCUCUCAGGUCAAACUGGUUACAGAAAACGCAAAAAAAAGUUUGGACAGAUGCUGCCACCUUUAGAACGACAUUUUUAAACUCUGAACUUCCUCAAACACUCCAAUCAGCAUGAAGGAUUUUAUUACUGGGAAAUGCUGGAUAUUUAUUUCUUUGUAAAUAUACUUUUCUGUAAAGAUUCCAAAUCAUGUUUAAUAGUUUACAGACCCAAUAUGGGACAUCCAUUGUAUUAGUACUUUUUAGUAUCAUAAAAGCAGCAUAUGUGAUUUUUUUUUUCUUAAGUACAAGAGAAUGAAUAUUUUUUUAAAGCUAUCUUAUGACUCCUCAGUACACAUUCUCUUGUUCAGCACUUUUUUUUUUAAUAACACACAUUUUUUAAUAAAACUACAAAAAACAAAAAGUAUUUUGCGGAUUUAUGAUAAAAAUGUUCAUCGUGAGAACCUAAUUAUAUAUAUAUUUUUAUAAAAACGAAAAUUAGAUAUGAGAAAAUCCCAUGCUAUGUGAAUAAAGUAUUUUUAAAGAAAAUGUUAUCGUUGUGAGAAAUAAGUGUAAAAUAAGAUUAUAGGAGUUACUAGUUUUGUUUUGUUUUGUUUUUUUUAGUUUGAGAUUUUAUUAUUACCACAAAAAAGUGGGGGGACGUUUGAGAGAGAAAUAUCACUGUAAUGAAGUCAUGAAAAAAUGAGAAACAAUAUGUAAGCUAGGAAUAUUAUUUCUGAAGUGUUAAAAUGACAAGAAUAAAGUUGUAAGAUGAGAAAAAGCUGUUAUGCUAUAAGAAAAUAAUUAAUCUAGUUCCAAUAAUAGCCUUUUUAAAAACAGUACCAUAAACACAGCAAACAAAGUGUUCAUAAAUACAGGUUUAAAAAAACUAUUAUUUCUUAUCUAUUUAAUUCAUCCACAGUGUACAUAAUAUCACAUUACAGUCCGAACACAUUCACUUGUUGAGCACAUUUAUAUACACUUUAGGUAAUAACUUAUAAUAACAGAGAUAGUAAGUAUUUUUUACCCACAUUUUCUUUUUGUACAUUUUUCUAAUAAACCU